GCCGAAGACUGCAGGGCAUACCUGGAGGUGUGAUGAGCACCUUCAGAAGCCAUUCUGAACGAGUUUCAUCUUGUCAGAGGCCGACGCAGAAAUACUGGAAAGGAAAGAAUCUAGCAGAGGUGGAAACAACGGCAAUGAAGCCCGGGAAGUGGCAGGGGUCCUGUAUCUGGCAUGAUUUGCUGCCCUGGACUGUGGAUGGUGAGCUGGAGCCUGAACAAAUACUACGCUCAUCCUCUUGUUUGGUUGUCUUCUUCUAUCAUUCCUCUACAUCUUUCUCGGCCUUUUUACAUCACAGAUAUGGAGAGAUUUACACCAAGUUUGUAUGCAGGCUACAUCGACACGAUGCUUUUCCACUUGUCCGCCAACACGAACGUGCAACUUAGUCGAAGACGAUUGCGGCCUUAAUGGCGCUCUUGUUCUUCAUUGCUUCCAGACAAUCGGCCCAUUGCUCCAACUUGAAGGUCUUGUUGACAAUGCCCUUGACCUUGACCUUGCCGCUAUCUGUUUAGGAGAAUUGUCAGCCAUUGGUGUCAUCACAACGACGGAGUUCCAGCACAUACCGAGAUAGUCGAUGGCAGCAGGGAACUUGUAGGUCUCGCUGAAAGAACCGAGAAUGGUGAUCUCGUCACCAAAGAUCUUGCUUGGUGGCCAAGAGACACGGUCCUUGUUGGCAUAGACGCCAUACACGACGAGCUUGCCACCUCUUCGGACAUAGUUGAUCGAGUCCUCCAAAAUCUUGACGCUGCCGGUGGCUUCAACAACGAUGUCGAAUCCGUAUGGGUUCUCGGCCUUCAGUUUCUCGAAUUGUGCCUCUGGGUUCUUACGGGACAGCUCGACGUAUUCAUCCGCAGCAUCGAGAGACUUGGCCAGGUUCAUCUUGAGACCCUCAGGAGCAGCAAUAACGACGUGGCAGCCGCCGUUCAGACGCAGCAGCUGAGCCAAGACGAGACCCGUAGGUCCCGCACCGAACAUGAGCACACUGGAACCCAUCUUGGGAGCUAUCUUGUCCAGACCGUGGGCAGCGCAGGAAGCCGGCUCGAGAAGAGUGGCAUCGACGUCGCUGAGGUUCUUGAUCUGGAAGACUCUCUUGGCUGGGUAUGCGCAGUACUCAGCGAAGCCACCGUCCAUGGUGACACCGUGUGCUUGGAAGUCUUCACAGAGAAGCUCCUCGCCACGACGGCAGUAGAAGCAUUCUCCGCAGAGUUCAGAGUUGUCGGCAACCACACGGUCACCGACCUUGAAACCCUUGACUUUUGGUCCAAGAGCAGCAACGACACCGACGGUUUCGUGACCAGGAAUCAAUGGGAACUACGGGAGCCGUCAGCACUUGCCGCAGCUGCCGCAACCCAAUAGACCGCUUGAUCAUACCUUGGCCAAAAAUUCACCCUCAUGAAUAUGAAGAUCAGUACCGCAGACACCAGAGGCCUUGACCUUGACCUGUAUUCCCUAUGUCAGCCACCUCCGCCUCUUUUUUGAUUGCCACUGCUUGCACAUACCAAAACAUCGUGCUCACGGAGCUGAGGAAGGGGUGCCUCGACGACGCUGAAUACUUCUGGCUUCUCGUACCCUGCCACACGAGUCAGCAAUUCAUCUCUGGCACAGCAAUUCGCUCAGGAGCAACUUCAGUAAGACAGGACAUACUCAGCGCCUUCAUCUUGGAGGGGAGACCUGAGGAACCCAUGUUGACAAUUGAAGAUCGAGUGUAUAUGAAUGAGAGCCUGUGCAAUUGAGAUUGGGAAAGAUACGUGGGUUUUUGAGAAGAAGCAGUAGGAGCACGGGAAUGUUGAGUAUUAUUUCUUCGCUACGAAUAGCUCACAAAGAAAAUACGUGGAGGGGCAAUCGGUGACAGCUCUGCUUGCUUCUCUCAAAAUCCCCCCGAUCCUGAGUCCACUCCACUGGCGUGGGCGGCGACACAGGUGCGGGGUGGGGUUUGUUUCGUAUCGACAGUCGAGACUCGCCGCAGCAGCAGAAACGAUGGUCCCAUCAUGUCCCAUCCACCCCCGAAUUCCUCCAUCAGCUUCUCUCACCACCAACCAAAUCGUCCAUCUUCAGCCGUUUCGAGCUCCGAGAUAUCAUCGUGCAGCCACGUCGGUCACGUCGGUGUCCCCUGGAUCGAAACGGUGAACGGCCUAUGUCACCGCAACGCCUUAUCGAACUUUUUACUGUCCACAAGGCUUCCGCCACACCGAGCGUGUUUCGCUAGAGUCACUGUUCAAUGCAAGUCUGUCUCCUUUGCUGCACAGCUUGUCCUGUUAUCAAAAUGUCGGUGAGUCUAGCCUCGACUGGGAUACUCGCACGAUGCUCGGCCAGGUAUUAUCAUUCGUUCUCGUCCGAUCAUCACCAUAUGCAAUCUACUACAGUCUCGUACGGAGCAGAGGCUUUUGGUACUUCGAAUCCACCUGACCUGCUGUCAGAACUACGAGUACCAUGCCUGCAUGCUCAAGGGUCUCUGCCGAAUUUUCCCAUGUCGUCUCGAGGGUGCGUCCGAAAUGACGUCGACUUGCUUCACAUCAUCGACCACCAAGCUCCAGCUCCGUCAAACCUCAAAAAGGAGCAAAAAACCCACUUUGCUCCAUGCAUGGAAACGCCACAACAUGUUUCAUGUAAGCCUUUGCAGGCCUCAGAAAGGAACUAUCAAUAUACGGUGAGUCUUGCCCAGAUGCAAGCAUGAAGAAAGCGUCGUGCUGCUGCCCUCGCUAAAAUCUUUUCCCGCCCGCGUGACAGCGACUUUCGAGCUCGGAAAUGCACCAACAUGCAGCGUUCUUCUUUCUGUCGAUGCUGUGUCAAACCUGAGAAUUUAUACCUGACGAAGAGAAGAACCCAUGCAUGGAAGACUGGGUCAAUAUUGAUGCUUGUUACAGACUCCACCCUACGCUUGUCCGUCACUCUCAACCUCUUUCAGGGUGGGUGUCCUUAUCCUGGCAUAUGAUGUUCCUGACUCCCGGCACCCCAAAACGCCUUGCUUUCAUCACAACCCUGCAUAUGCAAAUGCUAAUGUCAAUGUGAUGCUGUUUCAUGC
Molecule: messenger RNA, 3019 nt
Organism: Exophiala xenobiotica
Lineage: Eukaryota; Fungi; Ascomycota; Eurotiomycetes; Chaetothyriales; Herpotrichiellaceae
Exons: 1
Coding region: 2216-2671 (151 amino acids)
Source: RefSeq, a predicted model, not a curated record